Molecule: messenger RNA, 459 nt
Organism: Plenodomus lingam JN3
Lineage: Eukaryota; Fungi; Ascomycota; Dothideomycetes; Pleosporales; Leptosphaeriaceae
Source: RefSeq, a predicted model, not a curated record
AUGAGAAAUAAUGAAACUUUAUCUUCUCCCAACUGCUGUGUAUCCUUCCAUUCACCUUUCCAUCCCAUGAGUAUGAUAGUCUUAGUCAAACCUGGCUUCAGCCUUCACCAAGUUGAAACAUUACAUCUCCCAGAAAGUGCAUCAAUAGACAACAAAAUCUUCCUGCAAGGAGUUCUCCGAAGGUACAAGAAUAAGACCAUAUUCGGCAAGAAGUUUCCGCCUCAUAGUGCUGCUUUAUGCACAGGACAUAUUUUCGAGACUCCUAGGCACAGUACGCCCUUGCUGGCUGCUCGCGCAGAUGAGCUCACGAUUUGGUGUAGGAAAAUUCUGAGCGGGGAUAAGCUGGACGUGAAUGACCGAAGAAUUGGGAUCGACAUAGUCGACCAUGGCAUUGAUGGUAUUUUCCGUCAAAGACAGCAAAUUCCGGGGAAGUUUUCCGAAGCAGAGAUACCACUAUGA